CAAUAGAAGGAAGCUGGAACGUAAACAGACUUGCAGCUGUUAUUUGCUGACGAUUAUUCAUUGUUGUGAUAUGUGAUUUAGGAAUCUUAUUUCUAUACAGUCAUAAUAACUAUUUAGACUUUGAUUUGUUAAAUUUAUUUGUUUUAUUUAUUAAUAGCAUUCUUAUAAGUUCAACAAGAUCUUUUCAACUUUGUAAGGACAUCGUAAAUAACAACAAUGGAUAGACACGAUUCCGGUUAUGAGAGAAAUAUGCCGAUGAAUGGGAGACGAGGUCCACCUAUGCAGAUACAGAGGCAGAGGGGAGAACCACAAGCUGCUCACUCACCUCAGCAUGAAGAGCUCAUCAAAUAUAUAUGUGAUUCUUGGAACAAAGUGUGUAGAGAAAUGCAGCAGACCGGUCCUGGUGCUCCGCAAGUAGGGUACUACCACGGACCAACUUGCCAACCCAAAGGUUUCAAGCCCUUUGACUUGGAAGCAUGGUGGGGAAAACGAGUGGUUCAAAACAUAACCCAAAACUCAUGAACUUGCAAUCGAAACCUAUCAAACUUUGAUAUGACACCAAAUUCUGCUAUACUUAGCAGUAAAUUAGAUUAAGUUUUUCUAUUUUUCCGUAUUAUUUUAAAGUAUUAAGACUUUUGUAUACCUACUAGUACGCAAAUGUGAAUUGAAUUUUAGGUUUUUCUACUCGCCAACCAAGUGUUUCAUAAAUUACUGUCAAAAGGAAAUACAGUCCAUACCAGGUCUACAAAACUAGAUAGGUAUCUCUUGCAAACUAAUCUGUCUGCAGCAAACUAAUUUACAUUAAUCUUGGGAAUUAGAAAAGAUUGUUUUAGAUUAUUUUGGAGCUAGUAAGCAUAUCAUAAAAAGAGAAUAGUGAGUUGGUACUUCAUGUUUGAUCAGAAUUUUUUUCAAUUUUCCUUGCAGGGACCAACAUAGAGAUUGUUCAAGUACAAAUCAUAUUUCAUUUUAUUGUUGUAGACUUUCACUCCUUUUAUUUGGUUCAAACACUUAUUCCUUUUCAAGUUUAAAAUACACCAUUAAAUGUUUCAAAUUUUGAAAAUUUAAUGUGUAGAAUACUCUGUAUUUCGAGUAGAUUUAUUAAAAGAAUACAUAUUUCUAACUUUUGAAAUAAAUCAAAACUAUUAUGUAUUAUCUUAUUCCAAUACAUGAAAUCGAAUGAGGUAUAGAUCAUAAGCACUAUACCUCACCUAUACGUUCAGUAUUUAAAAAAAAUUAUAUCUCUUCCUUAGUUGCUGAUCGAUUUUUUCUUUUAAUUUUUUGACAAUAUAUAAGAAUUUUUGCGAUUUCAAUAUUAUUGCAACACUAUCUGCCUCAUUAAACAUAAUGCUACUCCUGAUAUAUUAUUAUCUCCCAGUAAUAACUAUA
Nilaparvata lugens (brown planthopper) is the source of this 1386-nucleotide messenger RNA. Its product is annotated as MAPK regulated corepressor interacting protein 2. Lineage: Eukaryota; Metazoa; Arthropoda; Insecta; Hemiptera; Delphacidae. The record is from RefSeq and is a predicted model, not a curated record. Bases 217 to 522 code for a protein of 101 amino acids. The transcript is spliced from 5 exons.